Messenger RNA from Aspergillus nidulans FGSC A4, 2028 nucleotides. Its product is annotated as bifunctional terpene synthase/polyprenyl synthetase family protein. Lineage: Eukaryota; Fungi; Ascomycota; Eurotiomycetes; Eurotiales; Aspergillaceae. The record is from RefSeq and is a predicted model, not a curated record. Gene Ontology annotation, biological process: isoprenoid biosynthetic process. The transcript has 8 exons. Gene Ontology annotation, molecular function: geranylgeranyl diphosphate synthase activity; prenyltransferase activity. Bases 1 to 2028 code for a protein of 675 amino acids.
AUGGCCUGCGCAGUCGAAAGUUUCUCCUUCAAGGACUUCAAGUUCCCCAGUGAAGCCGGCGAGAGGCCUGAAUCAUUUUUUAAUAGCCUGCCCUAUCGCAUUUGGGAGCACAAGACCGACUACUCCGAUACAAUCAGCCAAGUUAUAGCAGAUUGGAAGGCAGUUACUGGCAAGGAUGUCUCUCACACUGUUGGAAUCCAAUCCAGCGGCCUGCCCGUCUUCUUAGCUUCUGAUUGUCCCCCGCAUAUUCUACCGCGGUUUGUCAGAUUCGGCUAUAUUGUCUUGUGUUGGGAUGAUGCAACAGAUGCCCUCGAUUCAGCUACCCAUGAGAGGAUUCAACUAGACUUGCGCGCUGCCCUUCUCUCCGAAGUAAAGCUGGGAAGGCGCAACCGCUGCGAGUUCGAGAUCAAUGAGCUAUAUAUUCAAAGCCUUGUGGACCUCUUGAACGGAGCCGAUGCGUUUGAUGCUGUUUUCAGGCGCAGUUUCGAUUUCUUUGACACUGGCCUGCAAGCACAGACCGUGCCAGCUUUGCACACAGUGACAUGGGAAGCAUACAAAGCUCACAGAAUCAAAACUGUUGGCAGCGGGGUGCUGUCGAGAUUGGUGCCCGCUAUAAACGGAUUUUACGUCAGUGAUAAAGAGCUUGAUUCAGUCUCCCACAUGACAGAGAUUGGCGAUCUGAUAACCGGGUUGACAAAUGACUUCCACAGUUUUCACAAAGAAUUCAAUGAGCACUUCUUGGCUGGCACCCUUGAUAUGAUGCAUAACGGAAUGGCCGUGCUUAUGAGCAACUACGGGUAUGACGAACAGGAAGCCGGCAAUGUUUUGAAGCAAGAGGUUCUUGCGGCCGAGGCCAGAUUGAUGGCUGAAUACGAAAACUGGAACUCUUCGGAAAGCCCUAAAACAGAUGCGCUGCGCCGGUACAUGUUCAACUCCAUCCUCACUUAUGGGGGGGUAAGCUACUGGCAGUCUGCCACGACGAGGUAUCAACAGACUGAUCUUACAGCAACUGCCGCUGAUAGAGCUCAGCUAGUUGGGCGCGGUUACGACGGGAAAAGGAGGUUGCCAGGCUACCCCCCUCCAGCCAUGGCCAUGACCAUGAAAACUAAUGGCCAUACUGAGUCGGAUAGCUCCUCGGAGGCCAGCCAUAAACGCACCAGUGCAGUGGCGCCUCUAGCCAGGGAAAUAGUCGUACCGUUUGAAAAAGCCCCAGCUGCGGAGAUUGUUCUUGCUCCGUGGGAAUAUAUACGGUCGUUGCCCGGGAAGAAGACCCUCGGCCGCUUAAUCGACUGCCUACAGUGUUGGCUAACAUUGCCUGAGGACUCAACAAACAUAAUCGGAGAAGUUUCAAGGAUGUUAUUCGAUGCCGCAUUAAUGCUCGAUGAUAUCCAAGACGGAUCACGGCUGCGCCGCGGGCGACCAGCAGCCCACGCUGUCUUUGGCCAGCCUCAGACUCUCAACAGCGCAACCUAUCUCUAUGUCAAAGGGAGUCGACUGGUGAAGAAGCUGAAACACUCCAAUGAGUGCGCAGACGUAUUUAUAGAGUACCUUGUUAUGGUGGACAACAAAACCGGUGGUUUCUUCCGUCUGGUGCUUCGACUUCUCGAGGUAGAGUCGGAAAGCGAGCCGAACCCCGAAUUGAUGCAUCUUUUCACCUUGCUGGGAAGAUACUACCAGAUCAGAGACGAUUACCUAAACUUAGCUUCUGAAGAGUACACUGCCAAGAAAGGAUUUUGCGAAGAUCUAUCGGAGGGAAAAUUCUCAUUCCCGCUCAUCCACCUCCUGCAAAACAUUGCUAACCCCGAGCCCAUACGUGGUAUACUCUUCCGCCGCGACAAUGCUACCGACCUUUCGGUCGAAAUGAAGCAAUUUGUUCUUGAUGAGAUGAAGAAAGCCGGAAGUCUUACUCACACGGAGGCAGUCCUCAAUGGACUGUUUGACGCUAUGUUGGAAAUAUUGGAUAAUUUGGAAGCAAAUAUCGGUCCGAACAAGAAGCUGCGGAUCUUUCUGCUAUGGUUGAAGCUCUAA